Messenger RNA from Morus notabilis, 5621 nucleotides. RefSeq names its product UDP-glucose:glycoprotein glucosyltransferase. The transcript has 37 exons. Lineage: Eukaryota; Viridiplantae; Streptophyta; Magnoliopsida; Rosales; Moraceae. The record is from RefSeq and is a predicted model, not a curated record. Gene Ontology annotation, molecular function: UDP-glucose:glycoprotein glucosyltransferase activity. Gene Ontology annotation, cellular component: endoplasmic reticulum. Bases 135 to 5105 code for a protein of 1656 amino acids.
AAUAAAAGAGCUUUUUUACUCUCCGAUUCCUCAAUGGCAGAUCCACUUGGACCCAUGUACCAUUGAAAGAUCCAAACCCCUUUGGGUUAGAAAUUACGUUUCUUUUUUUUUUUUGCUUUUUACUGAAGCAGAUAAUGGAGACCCGUUUUAGAUCCGGGUUUUGUGUUCUUAUCGUUCUCGUCUUCGUGGGACUUUGUGGGGUUCGUUCCGUUUGUGCCGAAAAUCGAAGACCUAAAAAUGUCCAGAUUUCUGUUCAGGCCAAGUGGUCCGGAACUCCAUUGCUUUUGGAAGCUGGUGAACUAUUAUCUAACGAAUGGAAGGACUUUUUCUGGGACUUCAUUGAGGUAUGGCUUCAUUCGGAGAACGAUGAUGCUGAUUCUUAUAGUGCGAAGGAUUGUCUCAAGAAAAUUUUAAGACAUGGACGCUCUCUUUUAAGUGAACCAUUGGCCUCGAUAUUCGAAUUCACUCUUACUUUGAGAUCAGCUUCCCCGAGAUUGGUGCUUUACCGACAAUUAGCCGAGGAGUCUCUUUCAUCUUUUCCUUUGACUGAUGAAACCACUCAAAAUAGUCUUGGCGAGGGAAUUUCAGAAACAAAUGAGCAGUUGCAAACAAAAAAGUCAGAUCCCUUAAGUGUUGGUGUGAACCCAAAAAGCCCCAACGGAAAAUGUUGCUGGGUAGAUAAUGGGGGCACCUUAUUCUUUGAUGUUGCAGACUUGCGAUCAUGGCUUCAGAGCUCUAGUGACCCAGCUGUAGAUUCAUUUCAGCAGCCUGAACUCUUUGAAUUUGAUCACAUUCAUGUUCAUUCAAGUGCUGGAAGUCCAGUUGCUAUUCUUUACGGGGCUCUUGGAACCGAUUGCUUUCGCGAGUUUCAUUUCACCUUAGUAGAAGCUGCUAAAGAGGGAAAAGUUAGGUAUGCUGUCAGACCUGUAUUACCUUCUGGCUGUGAAGCGAAAAUUGGCCAUUGCGGUGGUGUUGGUACACGAAAUUCUUUAAACUUGGGCGGUUAUGGUGUGGAGCUUGCUUUGAAGAAUAUGGAAUAUAAGGCUAUGGACGAUAGUACAGUAAAGAAAGGUAUCACAUUGGAAGAUCCUCAUACUGAAGACCUCAGCCAAGAAGUUAGAGGGUUCAUAUUUUCUAAAAUUCUGGAACGCAAACCUGAGCUGACAUCGGAGAUAAUGGCUUUCAGGGAUCACCUAUUAUCAACAACAAUAUCUGAUAUGCUUGAUGUUUGGGAACUAAAAGAUUUAGGACAUCAAGCUGCACAGAGGAUUGUGCAGGCUUCGGAUCCUCUGCGGUCAAUGGAGGAAAUCAAUCAAAAUUUUCCCAACAUUGUUUCUUCUUUAUCACGGAUGAAGCUUAAUGAUUCAGUCAAGGAUGAAAUAACUGCAAACCAGCGAAUGAUCCCGCCUGGAAAGUCUUUAAUGGCUCUGAAUGGUGCUUUGAUCAAUAUCGACGAUGUGGACCUUUAUUCGUUGGUUGACUUGGUGCAUCAGGAUUUAUCAUUGGCUGAUCAGUUUUUAAAAUUGAAGAUUCCUCAUUCCUCUGUUCGGAAACUCCUGUCAACUCUGCCUCCCCCAGACUCCAGUAUGUUCCGUGUUGAUUUUCGCUCAAAUCAUGUCCAUUAUCUCAAUAAUUUAGAAGAAGAUGCGAUGUAUAAGCGAUGGAGGAACAAUAUAAAUGAGAUUUUGAUGCCAGUUUUCCCUGGUCAGCUACGGUACAUUCGCAAGAACCUUUUUCAUGCUGUUUAUGUUAUUGAUCCGGCUACCAUAUGUGGUCUUGAGUCAAUUGACAUGAUAACAUCUUUGUAUGAGAAUAGUUUUCCCAUGAGAUUUGGGGUCAUACUAUAUUCGUCGAAUUUGAUCAAGCAAAUUGAAAAGAGUGGAGGUGAAAUAAAUACUUCUGUGGAUGACAACGGUUUGAAUGAGGAAGAUUUAUCUAGUUUGAUCAUACGUCUCUUCCUUUAUGUUAAGGAAAAUCAUGGAAUUCAAACAGCUUUCCAGUUUAUGAGCAAUGUAAAUAAAUUGCGGAUUGAAUCAGAUGGUCCUGACGAUGAUGCUAUGGAAAGGCAGCAUGUGGAAGGAGCAUUUGUAGAAACUAUCUUGCCAAAGGCAAAAUCUCUUCCUCAAGAUUUGUUACUCAACCUACAAAGGGAAAAAACUUUUAAGGAAUUGUCUGAAGAAAGCACCAUGCUUGUCUUUAAGCUGGGCCUGGCGAAGCUUAAGUGUUGCUUGUUAAUGAACGGACUCGUCUUUGAUACUAACGAGGAGUCUCUUAUGAAUGCAAUGAAUGAUGAGCUUCCAAGAAUACAGGAGCAGGUUUACUACGGGCAUAUAAAUUCUCACACAGAUGUACUUGACAAAUUUUUAUCAGAAAGUGGUAUUAGCCGCUAUAAUCCACAGAUCAUUGCUGAUGUAAAGCCAAGAUUCAUCUCUCUUUCUGCAUUCAUUCUUGGAGAUGAAGUUGUUCUAAACAAUGUUAACUACCUGCAUUCUCCUGGAACUGUUGAUGAUUUGAAGCCUGUGACUCAUCUUCUUGCUGUUGAUGUCACAUCGGGAAAAGGAAUGAAGUUGCUUCAUGAAGGCUUACGCUACCUGAUGAAAGGAUCAAAGGUUGCCCGAUUGGGUGUGCUAUUUAAUUGCAAUCAUGAUGCUGAUGCCUCUAGCCUCCUCUUUAUGAAAGCGUUUGAAAUCACCACUUCUUCAUUCAGUCAUAAGAAAAAUGUAAUAGACUUCUUGGACCAGUUGUCCUCAUUCUAUGAGAACAAUUUCCUGCCUAUGUCAUCUGAAGCUUCUGGGAGCACUCCGACGUUUAUAGACAAAGUUGCUGAGAUUGCUGUGGCUAAUGGGUUGUCAUCCAAAACCUACAUCACUGCUCUCUCUGAUUUUUCUGCUGAAAAUUUGAGAAAACAUUACAAUAAGGUUACACAGCUUUUAUAUAGGAAAUUUGGGCUUGAGUCGGGUGGCAGCGCUGUCAUUACUAAUGGAAGGGUGAUGUAUCCAAGUGAUGGAAGCACGUUUUUGAGCCAUGAUCUGCAUCUUCUGGAGUCAGUGGAGUUUAAGCAGAGAAUAAAGCUCAUUGUGGAAAUUAUUGACGAAGUGAACUGGCAAGAUGUGGAUCCUGAUACACUAACAAGCAAAUUCAUCAGUGAUAUUGUAAUGUUGGUUUCGUCUUCAAUGGCAAUGCGGGAUCGCAGUUCUGAAAGUGCGCGUUUUGAGGUUUUACAUGCACAACAUAGUGCUGUUAUCUUAGGCAACGAGAAUUCAAGCAUCCAUAUUGAUGCAGUGAUUGAUCCUUUGAGUCAAACUGGCCAGAAGGUUUCUUCACUUCUUCGUGUUUUGUGGAAAUAUGUUCAGCCUAGUAUGAGGAUUGUUCUAAAUCCAAUGAGUUCCCUUGUUGAUCUUCCUCUGAAGAAUUACUACAGAUAUGUAGUGCCAUCUAUGCCAAAAAAAAAGAAGAAAAGUUCUAGCUUGGUAUCUAAGUCUUGCUAUACUUUGCAGGAUGACUUUAGCAGCAUUGACCAGACAAUAGAUGGACCUAAAGCAUUUUUCACAAACAUGCCAUUGUCCAAAACUCUGACCAUGAAUCUUGAUGUUCCUGAGCCAUGGCUUGUUGAGCCUGUGAUUGCCGUCCAUGACAUGGACAAUAUUUUACUUGAGAAUGUUGGUGACACGCGAACAUUGCAAGCGGUAUUUGAACUUGAAGCUCUUGUUCUAACUGGUCAUUGUUCUGAGAAAGAUCAUGAUCCUCCCAGAGGCCUUCAACUGAUUCUUGGCACUAAGACUACACCCCACUUGGUUGAUACUCUUGUAAUGGCCAAUCUAGGAUAUUGGCAAAUGAAAGUCUCUCCUGGGGUGUGGUAUUUGCAACUUGCUCCUGGUAGAAGUUCCGAGCUUUAUGAUUUCAAGGAAAGUGGUGAUGGAAAUCAGCAAAAGCCGUUGUCAAAGCGAAUCACAAUGGACGAUUUGCGAGGUAAAGUAGUUCAUUUGGAAGUAGUGAAAAAGAAGGGAAAGGAGCAUGAGAAGUUGCUGGUAUCGGAUGACGAUGACAGUUCACAGGAUGACAAAAAAGGAAACAGCUGGAACUCCAACCUUCUGAAAUGGGCUUCUGGUAUUAUUGGUGGCAGCGAGCAAUCAAAGAAGAGCAAAAGCACAUUAGUGGAGCAAGGAAAGAGAGGACGACAUGGAAAAACAAUAAAUAUUUUUUCAAUAGCUUCUGGACACUUAUACGAACGUUUUCUGAAAAUCAUGAUUCUGAGUGUCCUGAAGAACACUAAUCGUCCAGUUAAAUUCUGGUUCAUAAAGAACUACCUCUCACCUCAGUUCAAGGAUGUGAUACCUCAUAUGGCUCAAGAAUAUGGUUUCGAGUAUGAGCUUGUCACGUACAAGUGGCCGACAUGGUUGCAUAAGCAAAAAGAAAAACAACGAAUUAUUUGGGCUUACAAAAUCUUGUUCCUAGAUGUCAUCUUUCCUCUUUCUUUGGAAAAGGUCAUUUUCGUUGAUGCGGACCAGGUUGUCAGGGCAGACAUGGGAGAACUCUAUGACAUGGAUAUAAAAGGAAGGCCGCUAGCAUAUACUCCUUUCUGCGAUAACAACAAGGAUAUGGAUGGAUAUCGAUUUUGGAGACAAGGUUUCUGGAAAGAACAUUUACGCGGUAGACCAUAUCAUAUCAGUGCUUUGUACGUUGUUGAUUUGAAGAAAGUCCGGCAGACUGCAGCAGGGGAUAAUCUUAGAGUUUUCUAUGAAUCUCUUAGUAAGGAUCCGAACAGUUUAUCCAAUCUGGAUCAGGAUCUUCCAAACUAUGCGCAGCACACAGUACCCAUCUUUUCACUGCCACAAGAAUGGCUGUGGUGUGAGUCAUGGUGCGGUAAUUCCACAAAGUCAAAGGCAAAAACAAUUGAUCUUUGCAACAAUCCUAUGACCAAGGAACCAAAGCUUCAGGGUGCCAGAAGAAUUGUUUCCGAGUGGGUAGAUCUAGAUUUGGAGGCUAGACAGUUCACUGCGAAGAUCUUAGGCGAUCAAAUAGAUGAGGCGACGCCUCCUCAGUCACAGGAUCCAAUCACGGCAGACCAGUCACCGGAGGACCUUGAAUCGAAGGCAGAAUUGUGAGAAUACGCGUCAACACAUAUUUGCUUCAAUAUGGCCCUCUUAGAGUGCGACCUAGGCAUAUCCGGUAACAGUUCACCUCAUUCAACAAUUAUACUGCAAGAUUUAAAGGGGCCUCUAGGUGAUACAAAUUUUGUAAGUUCCAUUAAUCUGUUUCUUGAUCAGUUUUAAUCAAUAAUAUAAGGAAUUUUGUUAACAAUUGCACCAUUUGAUUGCAAUAUAAUUUUCUUAAAUGUAAACGAAUUAAACAUGUACAGAUUUGUGUUGAGCAUAGGAUUGCUUUAGCCCGUUUAACAUGAUUAUUUCAUAGAUUGUUGUAAAAGUAAAAAAUAAUGGCUAUGGUGGCUGUCCACUUUUUUCUUGACAGAUGAGCGCCGCAACGCGUGAGAAUGCGUAAAUGUAUAGUAAUGCAUAAUAACUUCAAGUUUCAUUAUAUAUAUAGAUGUUUUGCAUUUCAUACCGUGCACUUUUUUUUUUUUUAAACCCGCAACCCCCCAACCAAACUUCACACCACCCAAA